UGCUUUACCGUAGGGAACCUGGGCACGUGUUGAGAGUGUGGGUGCAUCCACGUCAACGUUCAACGCUCCGCUGUUUUCAAGAUGUACUGCUGCCAGCUUGACUCCUCGACCGCUCUCUUCGAGAGUCGAGACUCUAUACCCACAAAAAAAAAACCGACUAUCUAGAUUAGCAACAAAUGACACUCCUACAUGGAAACUCCGACCCUUAGCACUCAAAUUUCCACGAUGCCGUUCUUAACCGUGAAAAGACUUCCACGAAUAUAAUCAACUGAAGGGGUGGUCGGGCAUGAAAGGGGAUGCAAAAGUUUUCCACCCCCCCGCAAACAUGUCGACUACCACUACCACACACUCUGGCUCCGUGACCGGAAUCAAACACCACCGAAUCAACAAAGACGACGCGGUGCUUCUCAUCGUCGACCACCAAAUCGGGCUUUUCGAACUCGUAAAAGAUUACGGACCAGUCGAAUUCAAGAACUCCGUCCUCGCUCAUGCGGCUCUCGGGAAAGUGUUUGGUCUUCCGACUGUUAUGACUACCAGUACAGAAGAUGGCCCCAACGGACCGAUGCUCCAAGAAAUCCUAGACAUGUACCCACCCAACUCGACACCUCUCAUCAAACGCCAGGGAGAAGUAAACGCUUGGGAUAACGAAGAGUUUCGUAAAGCCGUCAAAGAUACAGGAAAAAAACAAGUCAUCCUCGCUGGGAUCGUUACAGACGUAUGCACCACCUUCCUAGCUCUCUCCCUCAUCCAAGAUGGGUACGAAGUAUUCGCCAACAGCGAAGCCUCGGGUACAUCCACCAGACGUAUCGCAGACGAAGCAAACGACCGUAUGAGAGCGGCAGGAGUGAAUGUCAUGUCUAUGUUUGCGGUGGCGACGGAUCUGAUGAGGGAUUGGAGACAUACACCUGGGUAUCCAGAGUUGAGUCCGUAUUUUGAUAAAUACUUCCCGGUAUAUGGAUUGGUUGAACGUAACUUCAAAUCUGCCGCCUCUAAGAAGUAAGAAGGAAGAAGGAAGAAAGGGGUCGGAUGUAGGACCGCUUGGGGUCCGCAACAAAAAAAUCGUUGUAAUCUAAAUCAUUGCGCCUGCGAAAUAUCAUAUCGCUCGUUGAGCC
Marasmius oreades (fairy-ring Marasmius) is the source of this 1112-nucleotide messenger RNA. RefSeq lists its product as uncharacterized. Bases 287 to 1000 code for a protein of 237 amino acids. NCBI's taxonomy places the organism in Eukaryota, Fungi, Basidiomycota, Agaricomycetes, Agaricales, Marasmiaceae. The record is from RefSeq and is a predicted model, not a curated record. The transcript is spliced from 6 exons.